UCAACAGCGGAAUCGUUUGACGUUUGUAGAAAUUUCGCGACGUUUGUGAGAUAUCGCACGGGCUGGCACGGACGGUAUUGUUCUGUCCUCAAGGUUCUCGACGCCAAACAGACGAAUUGUGGUCUAUCUCAACGUGCUCCAACGCAACGUAUACUAUUAGCUGCUAGCGGCGAUGUCUCUCUUCGGAAUGAUGGGUUUCGGUGAAAUGGAGGAAGAUCCGUUCUUCGGCUCUCACAUGCGCACCGUGCGCCAGAUGAACAAUAUGAUGAACUCGUUGUUUGCGGACCCCUUCGGGAUGAUGACUCCAGCGUUUGACAAUCGAGCACUGGUCCAUCCGGGACACCAUCGCAACAGCGUUGGAAACAUUCACAACUCACUGAUGUCCUAUGGAGGCUUUCCGGAUCCCAUGCAGAACAUUAACAGACUACUCACUGGUUCUCUGGAUUCACUCGGGCCGUCACAUUCGUCUUUCAGCUCUUCCUCCACUGUGGUCAGCAUGACUUCUGGCCCUGAUGGCAAUCCACAUGUGUAUAAAGCAACAUCGUCCACUCGAGUUGUGCCCGGCGGUGUCAAGGAGACGCAGAGCACAGUAUGCGACUCCCGCACGGGCACGAAGAAGAUGUCCAUUGGGCAUCACAUUGGCGAGCGCGCUCACAUCGUGGAACGCGAGCAAAACAUGCGCAGCGGUGAUCAGGAGGAGCGCCAGGAUUUCAUCAAUCUCGAGGAAGAAGAGGCUGACGAAUUCAAUCGCGAGUGGGAGUCACGAACGCGCAGCCGAUCCGAUAUCCCUCGCAUUGGCGGUGGUGCGCGCAUUCCGCGCCACAACUACGGCGCGGUGCCGGCGCUCACAGCCGGACCAAGCCGCCGCAGUAGGGACAGAAUGUCCGCCAGUGCGCCGUUGGCGCUGCCGCGACGCACCGUCCGCUCGUCGCCGUUGCUCGCGCUUCCGUCCAGCACGUCCAGCACGAUGGCCCAGGCGUCCCGGACACCGUACACGCCGCCUGGCUAUGCACCACACACCAGGAAACACAAAACGAACAUCAAGACGGUGUCCGGCUCACCGCCACCGCAGCACCAGCCGACGCACGACGACGAGUAGUGAAGCAGCCACCCGCAUCCCUCUGGGCAUCUCUUCUCACCGACGGCGACUCGUUGGCGUGUUGCUGCACUCUCUGAUAUUAUAUUAUUCCGUUUAGGUUAGUUAACUACAAUUUAACAACGCGCGCGAUCACGGCGAAUCAAAAACCGUAGCAGCAGAGGACAAGCGCGCGCGAUUACAACAACAAAAAACGACAGACAAACACUGCGUUUGUCACUAGACUAAUUUUACACAUAUUGCAGUUUUUUGUUGGAUUUCAUUUCAUCUCGCGUAGAAACAACAGUUUGUAUUAUAUGUGAUUUAAAACAAUGAUUUUUAUUAUGAAUUUGCUAGUGAACUCUCGCUAGUUCGACAACUCUAGUAUUAAUUCCGGUUUAGUUCGUGUGUUUUUCUUUCGUUCUUGAAGGCUAGUUAUUUGCGGAGGAAGUAUUCUUCCUCACUAAAACGUUCGAGGCAGAACAAACACAAACAAAACUAGCAUAAACAAAACUAAUUUCGUAGCAUAAACGUGUAUUGAUUCUUUCACAUUGCGCGGUAAUCAUCUACCAAGCUAAAUAGUAAUAUAAGUACUAUAUAUUUUAGAACAGAUGCAGCGCUACGUAUACUGGUAGCGCCAUCCUGUUAAGUUACUGAAACAAUUGCGAAGUAAUUAUUACAUAGAACAUUCGGAGGAGAAUCUAUUUUGAUUUUGAAGCAAGGUUUAUACUCAAAUCAUGCUUGUAUUAUAUUUUUAUGGCGACAAAUGUUUGGAGAUUAGCUUAGUACUAUCGUACAUCUUACAAGUAAUUAGUAUAUUCAGUGAUUAAUGCGUUCGUCUCAAUGUAUUCUCGCGUAUAUUUUCGAACAUUUCGUACCGCAUUGUAGUUGAGCAAAAGAGUGAAAAAUGUCAGGUUCAAUUUAUAUAGCGAAUGAAAACCAUCGUUUUAUUAUUCAGCGUUGAACGAAAGAACAAAACAAAAUUCUUUGUGUUGAUUUGACGACAAUGAAUAUGAAUUUGAAUCAAUAAAUAAAUGUAACAAUGAUAUCUACAA
Dalotia coriaria is the source of this 2130-nucleotide messenger RNA. Its product is annotated as myeloid leukemia factor-like. The coding region runs from base 173 to 1099 and encodes 308 amino acids. Lineage: Eukaryota; Metazoa; Arthropoda; Insecta; Coleoptera; Staphylinidae. The record is from RefSeq and is a predicted model, not a curated record. Gene Ontology annotation, cellular component: cytoplasm; nucleus. The transcript has 5 exons. Gene Ontology annotation, biological process: regulation of DNA-templated transcription.